AUGACUGGCGGCGGCAAGUCCGGCGGCAAGGCGAGCAGCGGCAAGAACGCGCAAUCUCGUUCUUCCAAGGCUGGUUUGGCUUUCCCCGUCGGCCGUGUUCACCGUCUUCUCCGCAAGGGCAACUACGCUCAGCGUGUCGGUGCCGGUGCUCCCGUCUACCUCGCCGCUGUUCUUGAGUACCUCGCUGCCGAAAUCCUCGAGUUGGCUGGCAACGCCGCUCGUGACAACAAGAAGACCCGUAUCAUCCCCCGUCAUCUCCAGCUCGCCAUCCGCAACGAUGAGGAGUUGAACAAGCUCCUUGGGCACGUCACCAUUGCCCAGGGUGGUGUCCUUCCCAACAUUCACCAGAACCUUCUUCCCAAGAAGACUGGCACCAAGCCCGGCAAGAACGCCUCGCAAGAGUUGUAA
This is a messenger RNA of Podospora anserina S mat+, 408 nucleotides long. RefSeq lists its product as uncharacterized. Lineage: Eukaryota; Fungi; Ascomycota; Sordariomycetes; Sordariales; Podosporaceae. The record is from RefSeq and is a predicted model, not a curated record. The coding region runs from base 1 to 408 and encodes 135 amino acids. Gene Ontology annotation, molecular function: DNA binding; protein heterodimerization activity; structural constituent of chromatin. Gene Ontology annotation, cellular component: nucleosome. The transcript is spliced from 3 exons.